AUCUUCCCAUUCUGCAUCACAGUGACAGAAGAGUGCUACCUCUUGGCCACGAUGGCAUAUGGCUGGUUUGUAGCCAUCUGUAACCCCUUGCUCUACCCUGUCAUUAUGUCCAAGAGGUUCUGUGUGCUCCUUGUGUGUGGCUUCUACUUCAUGAAGUGUGUGAAUGCAGGUACUCAGACAUUUAUAUUCCUCCUGUCCUUCUGCAAUUCCAACAUCAAUCAUUUCUGUGCUGUGGGCCCCAUCCCGAAGCUCUCCUGCUCUGACACAUACAUCACUGAUCUGGUCCAUUUCACCUGUGCUACUGUGCUCAUCACCUCAACCAUCCUCCUCAUUCUCAUCUCCUACAUCUGCAUCGGAGUUGCCAUCCACAAGAUUAAGCCCACUAAAGGCAGACAAAAAGCCUUCUCCACCUCUGCUUCCAACCUGACUCCUGCCACCACGUUCUAUGGGACAGGCUCCUUCAUGUAUUUACCGCCCAGUUCAAGAUUCUCCAUGGAGCACAAGAUCGUCGCUGUGUUUUAUGCUCUGGUGAUUCCCAUGCUGAAUCCUAUGAUUUGCCGCCUGGGGAACGAGGAGGUCAAAUAA
Gymnogyps californianus (California condor) is the source of this 585-nucleotide messenger RNA. RefSeq names its product olfactory receptor 1020-like. The transcript has a single exon. Gene Ontology annotation, biological process: G protein-coupled receptor signaling pathway; sensory perception of smell. The record is from RefSeq and is a predicted model, not a curated record. NCBI's taxonomy places the organism in Eukaryota, Metazoa, Chordata, Aves, Accipitriformes, Cathartidae. Gene Ontology annotation, molecular function: odorant binding; olfactory receptor activity. Gene Ontology annotation, cellular component: membrane. Bases 52 to 585 code for a protein of 177 amino acids.